Messenger RNA from Fraxinus pennsylvanica, 1182 nucleotides. The record is from the annotation of a GenBank genome assembly. NCBI's taxonomy places the organism in Eukaryota, Viridiplantae, Streptophyta, Magnoliopsida, Lamiales, Oleaceae.
AUGGGUUAUCAUCAUAGAAAACUUUUUUCAGAAGAUAAAAUUCCUAAACCUGAUAAGGGCCUUGAUCCCUGUAAUUUCUGUUAUAAUGGAUGCCCCUACAAUAAGUGCAAGAACACAAGUACUCGGUCAAUUUCAUCUCCACCUAGCUCAAAGCAUCAUAUGCCCACCAUUUUGAUUCUUAUGCUUUGUAUUCUUGCGGCUGCUUUUAUGUUUCUUGUCUAUCUCACAAUCCGUAGAUACCGUUGGAAUUUGAGAAAUUCUAGGAGGAGAAAUUCACAAACUGUAGAGAAUGCUAACAAUAGGGAGGAUUUUAUUGAUGAGAAUCACGGGCCAGUGGUGAAUCAUCCCAUAUGGUAUAUUCGUACUGUUGGGCUUCAACAAUCAGUGAUUGAUUCUAUUUCUGUGUUUAAGUAUGAAAAAGGCCAGGGUUUGAUUGAAGGGACAGACUGUUCUGUUUGUUUGAAUGAGUUUCAAGAAGACGAGAAUCUUAGGCUUUUGCCAAAGUGUAGCCACGCUUUUCAUUUACCUUGUAUAGAUACUUGGUUAAGAUCUCAUCAAAAUUGUCCUGUUUGCCGCGCUCCAAUAGUCAGCAAUGUGAAUACGUCUCCGGGGAACUCAGUGUUGACAAAUUCGAAUGAUUUAGGUUCGAGGGAAGAGGCUCGAAUAGAUGGUGAAUUGGAUCAACACGUAGUGGAAACAGAUGAAACAAGAGAAAUGAGGGUUGGGAUUGAAAAUGAAUCACCAAUACAAAUUGAAGACGGGAAACUGGCUGACCUUUUGCAUAAAAACUCAAUUAGUCCCAAUCUGAGGAAUGGUAAGCUACGUGUACUAAGUGAUUUGGUUGAUAAUAGGGUGAAGUUGGAUGAGGAAUUGCAACCCGUUAGGAGAUCAAUAUCAAUGGAUUUUUCUGCUGCUUCAAUGAUUUAUAAUACGGUGGUUGACAUUCAGGCGAAGAAAGAUGAAGGUUGUUCAGAUACUAGACUGGCAAUUGAAAAAAAUUCAUACACGAAUGCAAAUAGAGGGAGUAGAAAUUCAAGCAUAUACAGGCUAAUAAAGAGUGCUUCAAUGCGGCGUUCUCUGCAGAAAGAGCCUAUUCCAAUGAAGAAGUCCUCUUCCUUUGUUGGGAAGCGCUCCCUAAGAAAGUACAGUGCAAGCCAGGAUUCGAUCCCUACUCGAGCAUAA